AUGAAGGGCGGUCCUAAGGCCCUCCGCUGUCUGUGCGUGGACUACUACAUCUCAGUCUACCUCAUAGAUCUCCAACACUACCUGAAUCCCAUACCACCUCAACCUACCCUCACAACUCCAACACUACUGGAAUCCCAUACCAUCUCAACCUACCCUCACAACUCCAGCACUACCGGAAUCUCAUACCACCUCAACCUACCCUCACAACUCCAACACUACCGGAAUCUCAUACCACCUCAACCUACCCUCACAACACCAACACUACCGGAAUCCCAUACCACCUCAACCUACCCUCACAACUCCAACACUACCGGAAUCCCAUACCACCUCAACCUACCCUCACAACUCCAGCACUACCGGAAUCCCAUACCAUCUCAACCUACCCUCACAACUCCAACACUACCUGAAUCUCAUACCACCUCAACCUACCCUCACAACUCCAGCACUACCGGAAUCCCAUACCAUCUCAACCUACCCUCACAACUCCAACACUACCGGAAUCCCAUACCAUCUCAACCUACCCUCACAACACCAACACUACCGGAAUCCCAUACCAUCUCAACCUACCCUCACAACACCAGCACUACCGGAAUCUCAUACCACCUCAACCUAUCCUCACAACUCCAGCACUAUCGGAAUCCCAUACCAUCUCAACCUACCCUCACAACACCAACACUACCUGAAUCUCAUACCACCUCAACCUACCCUCACAACACCAACACUACUGGAAUCCCAUACCAUCUCAACCUACCCUCACAACACCAGCACUACCGGAAUCCCAUACCAUCUCAACCUACCCUCACAACUCCAACACUACCGGAAUCUCAUACCACCUCAACCUAUCCUCACAACACCAGCACUACCGGAAUCCCAUACCAUCUCAACCUACCCUCACAACUCCAGCACUACCGGAAUCCCAUACCAUCUCAACCUACCCUCACAACUCCAACGCUACUGGAAUCCCAUACCAUCUCAACCUACCCUCACAACUCCAACGCUACUGGAAUCCCAUACCACCUCAACCUAUCCUCACAACACCAACACUACCGGAAUCCCAUAUCAUCUCAACCUACUCUCACAACACCAACACUACCGGAAUCCCAUACCAUCUCAACCUACUCUCACAACACCAACACUACCGGAAUCCCAUAUCAUCUCAACCUACUCUCACAACACCAACACUACCGGAAUCCCAUAUCAUCUCAACCUACUCUCACAACACCAACACUACCGGAAUCCCAUACCAUCUCAACCUACCCUCACAACUCCAGCACUACCGGAAUCCCAUACCAUCUCAACCUAUCCUCACAACUCCAGCACUACCGGAAUCCCAUACCAUCUCAACCUACCCUCACAACUCCAACACUACCCACUACCGGAAUCCCAUACCACCUCAACCUACCCUCACAACUCCAACACUACUGGAAUCUUUACCACCUCAACCUACCCUCACAACUCCAACACUACCGGAAUCCCAUACCAUCUCAACCUACCCUCACAAGUCCAACGCUACUGGAAUCCCAUACCAUCUCAACCUACCCUCACAACACCAGCACUACUGGAAUCCCAUACCAUCUCAACCUACCCUCACAGCUCCAACACUACCGGAAUCCCAUACCAUCUCAACCUACCCUCACAACUCCAGCACUACCGGAAUCCCAUAUCAUCUCAACCUAUCCUCACAACUCCAGCACUACCGGAAUCCCAUACCAUCUCAACCUACCCUCACAACUCCAACACUACCGUAAUCCCAUACCAUCUCAACCUACCCUCACAACUCCAGCACUACCGGAAUCCCAUACCAUCUCAACCUACCCUCACAACUCCAACACUACCGUAAUCCCAUACCAUCUCAACCUACCCUCACAACUCCAACACUACCGUAAUCCCAUACCAUCUCAACCUACCCUCACAACUCCAGCACUACCGGAAUCCCAUACCAUCUCAACCUACCCUCACAACACCAACACUACCGGAAUCCCAUACCAUCUCAACCUACCCUCACAACUCCAGCACUACCGGAAUCCCAUACCACCUCAACCUACCCUCACAACUCCAACACUACUGGAAUCUUUACCACCUCAACCUACCCUCACAACUCCAACACUACCGGAAUCCCAUACCAUCUCAACCUACCCUCACAAGUCCAACGCUACUGGAAUCCCAUACCAUCUCAACCUACCCUCACAACACCAGCACUACUGGAAUCCCAUACCAUCUCAACCUACCCUCACAAGUCCAACGCUACUGGAAUCCCAUACCAUCUCAACCUACCCUCACAACACCAGCACUACCGGAAUCUCAUACCACCUCAACCUACCCUCACAACACCAACACUACUGGAAUCUCAUACCACCUCAACCUACCCUCACAACUCCAACACUACCGGAAUCCCAUACCACCUCAACCUAUCCUCACAACUCCAGCACUACCGGAAUCCCAUACCAUCUCAACCUACCCUCACAACACCAGCACUACCGGAAUCUCAUACCACCUCAACCUAUCCUCACAACUCCAACACUACCGGAAUCCCAUACCAUCUCAACCUACCCUCACAACUCCAGCACUACCGGAAUCCCAUACCAUCUCAACCUACCCUCACAACUCCAGCACUACCGGAAUCCCAUACCAUCUCAACCUACCCUCACAACACCAGCACUACCGGAAUCCCAUACCAUCUCAACCUACCCUCACAACACCAGCACUACCGGAAUCCCAUACCAUCUCAACCUACCCUCACAACACCAGCACUACCGGAAUCCCAUACCAUCUCAACCUACCCUCACAACUCCAACGCUACUACCGGAAUCCCAUACCACCUCAACCUACCCUCACAACACCAGCACUGCCGGAAUCUCAUACCACCUCAACCUACCCUCACAACACCAGCACUACCGGAAUCCCAUACCACCUCAACCUACCCUCACAACACCAGCACUACCGGAAUCCCAUACCAUCUCAACCUACCCUCACAACACCAGCACUGCCGGAAUCUCAUACCACCUCAACCUACCCUCACAACACCAGCACUACCGGAAUCCCAUACCAUCUCAACCUACCCUCACAACACCAGCACUACUGGAAUCCCAUACCAUUUCAACCUACCCUCACAACUCCAGCACUACCGGAAUCCCAUACCAUCUCAACCUACCCUCACAACACCAGCACUACCGGAAUCCCAUACCAUCUCAACCUACCCUCACAACACCAGCACUACCGGAAUCCCAUACCAUCUCAACCUACCCUCACAACUCCAGCACUACCGGAAUCCCAUACCAUCUCAACCUACCCUCACAACUCCAGCACUACCGGAAUCCCAUACCAUCUCAACCUACCCUCACAACUCCAACACUACCGGAAUCCCAUACCAUCUCAACCUAUCCUCACAACACCAGCACUACCGGAAUCCCAUACCAUCUCAACCUACCCUCACAACACCAAACCGGAAUCCCAUACCAUCUCAACCUACCGUCACAACUCCAACACUACUGGAAUCUCAUACCACCUCAACCUACCCUCACAACUCCAGCACUACCGGAAUCCCAUACCAUCUCAACCUAUCCUCACAACACCAGCACUACCGGAAUCCCAUACCACCUCAACCUACCAUCACAACACCAGCACUACCGGAAUCCCAUACCAUCUCAAUCUACCCUCACAACUCCAGCACUACCGGAAUCCCAUACCAUCUCAACCUAUCCUCACAACACCAGCACUACCGGAAUCCCAUACCAUCUCAACCUACCGUCACAACUCCAACACUACUGGAAUCUUUACCACCUCAACCUACACUCACAACUCCAACACUACUGGAAUCUCAUACCAUCUCAAACUACAUGUACCUCAUACUAUCUCAGCCUACUCAAUGUCAUAUCGACAUAUCUCCUGUACCAUAACCGCGACCUUAGAGAUAUCAGUAUAACAUAG
Molecule: messenger RNA, 3927 nt
Organism: Mya arenaria
Lineage: Eukaryota; Metazoa; Mollusca; Bivalvia; Myida; Myidae
Product: mucin-6-like
Exons: 3
Coding region: 1-3927 (1308 amino acids)
Source: RefSeq, a predicted model, not a curated record